Bombyx mori (domestic silkworm) is the source of this 1335-nucleotide messenger RNA. RefSeq lists its product as uncharacterized. Bases 95 to 1159 code for a protein of 354 amino acids. The record is from RefSeq and is a predicted model, not a curated record. Lineage: Eukaryota; Metazoa; Arthropoda; Insecta; Lepidoptera; Bombycidae. The transcript has 2 exons.
CUACAACAAAAAUUCCUAUUACAAAAAUAGCAGACAACUUGAAUUGAAUUUAAUAAAUUUGUUUCAUAAUGAUAAUAGUUCUUGCCUAUAGUUCAUGGUGACGGGUCACAACCUUCAUCACCCGAGACGGCUUUACACAUGGACAUCUCCUGGCGACCGCUGCCGUAACCAGAUUGAUUAUAUACUGAUUAGUAGUCGCUGGAGAUCAUCAAUAACCAACGUGAAAACCUUCCCGGGAGCUGAUUGUGGAUCCGACCAUAGUUUGUUGGUUGCUAAGUUUGCCCUGCGCCUCAAAGCAAUAAAGAAAAAGUGCCUCAAGCCUAUGUGUACGUUAACGCCCGCAGAACAAAAGCAGUUCCAAUGUGCACUUGACGCAGCGAUUGUUCAAACAUCUCCAUUAGCAAACGCGGACUCGGACGAACAGUGGAGACACCUUAAGGACCAGAUCAAUGAGACAUUCGAAAUUAUUAGCAACAAGCACCCUCUUACACCCUGCCCUAAACAGAUCUGGAUGUCAGAUAAGACCUUGAAACUCAUACAGGAUAGGAAGGAGCUUAGAGGCCGUGGGUUAUCAGAUCCAGCAGACAGAGUAAAGUACUCGGAGCUUUCUAGAAUGAUCCAAAGACAAUGUCGGCACGAUAAAAACAACUUUGUUGAGCGCAUCUGUGAAGAAGUAGAGGAGCAUGCGUUCAGAUCGAAAAGCUCGGACCUCUUCAAGAAGUUAAAACUGCUGACAAAACAGUUCAAACCUAGAUCAUGGCUGAUAGAAUAUGAAGAUGGUACGCCUUUGCAAGACUUAGAGGCAGUGACGAAGAGAUGGCGCAAUUACUGCGAGAAUCUUUAUAGAAACUCACAUGAAUGCAACUCACCACAAGAUACAACAAAUUGGUGCGAGUUAACGCUAGAACCACCCAUCCUUGAAUCAGAGAUCUCGGCUGCUAUAGACGCGCUUAAAUACAGGAAAGCCCCUGGUCCAGAUCGUGUUACAUCGGAAAUAAUAAAAGCCCUGGGUCCUAAAGCCGUAAAAGUCCUACACAGAAUUUGCGACAACAUCUGGCGAACUGGAAGAUGGCCUCAGACUGGACUAAGUCGAUCAUAUUACCUCUUCACAAAAAGGGAUCCACUUCUAAGUGCGAUAAUUAUAGAACCCUUGCACUGAUAUCACAUGCCAGCAAAGUGAUGUUACAUAUCAUCAAUAACAGGAUUCGAUACUAUCUGAACUGGCAAAUACCACAGGAACAGGCGGGUUUUGUAAAGGGCAAAGGUACCCGUGAGCAAAUUCUAAAUAUUCGCCAAUUGAUCGAAAAGGCCUACGAGUUCAACACACCCACCAUC